Messenger RNA from Austrofundulus limnaeus, 2705 nucleotides. RefSeq names its product EH-domain containing 1a (gene ehd1a). The transcript has 6 exons. Bases 404 to 2002 code for a protein of 532 amino acids. Lineage: Eukaryota; Metazoa; Chordata; Actinopteri; Cyprinodontiformes; Rivulidae. Gene Ontology annotation, biological process: endocytosis; endosomal transport. Gene Ontology annotation, molecular function: protein binding; calcium ion binding; GTP binding. Gene Ontology annotation, cellular component: cytoplasm; plasma membrane. The record is from RefSeq and is a predicted model, not a curated record.
UCAUGCGUGUCUUCCGGUAUGGUGGUUUCUGUCGCGCUACUAAGCAAGUGGCUAAUUUCUUUUAGGUUGUCACGGUUUCUCCACCGUCUGUCGCGUGGCAUUAAACGAUACAUAUCCGCUCAGAGUUUGGCAUUAAUGGUGGAGUUUCUCUGAGUGAGUCAGCCAGACUUAGACUUUGCUGAGGGAGAGUCCUCCCUUUGACUCGUAGUGCGUGGCCACUGGCUAGCUUAGCAAAGAGGGUGGGGAUAUAAACUUCAAGACCUCGCCCCAGUCGUAGCUCGACUCCAGCGACUGGCAGCUUAGUCUCUUUGCGGCGCGAGAGACCCACUCCUCGCUAAAUUAGCUAAUCAUUCAAGGGGCGACUGGCACGGAGGUGUCAUUUAAGGGUUGAAAUUUAGCAACAAUGUUUAGGAAGAACCUGAAAAAGGACCCCGAGCUGUUCCAGAACGUGUCGGAUGGGCUGCGGCGGCUUUACCGAACCAAACUGUUCCCGCUGGAGGACACGUAUCGAUUCCACGACUUCCACUCCCCCGCGCUCGAAGAUGCCGACUUCGACAACAAGCCCAUGGUACUCCUGGUGGGCCAGUACUCCACCGGUAAGACCACCUUCAUCCGGCACCUCAUAGAGCAGGACUUCCCCGGUAUGCGGAUCGGCCCCGAGCCGACCACAGACUCUUUCAUCGCCGUGAUGCACGGCGACCAGGAGGGCGUGAUACCGGGUAAUGCCCUGGUCGUCGACCCAAAGAAGCCUUUCCGCAAACUCAACGCCUUCGGAAACGCGUUUCUCAACAGGUUUAUGUGUGCUCAGUUGGCCAACCCUGUCCUGGAGAGCAUCAGUAUCAUUGAUACUCCUGGAAUCCUGUCAGGGGAAAAACAGAGGAUAAGCAGAGGUUAUGACUUUGCCGCCGUGCUGGAGUGGUUCGCUGAGCGCGUGGACCGCAUCAUCCUCCUGUUCGACGCGCACAAGCUGGACAUCUCCGACGAGUUCUCCGAGGUGAUCCGCGCGCUGAAGAACCACGAAGACAAGAUGCGCGUGGUGCUGAACAAAGCGGACCAGAUCAGCACCCAGCAGCUGAUGAGGGUCUACGGAGCGCUGAUGUGGUCUUUGGGAAAAAUCAUCAACACCCCUGAGGUGGUGCGCGUGUACAUCGGCUCGUUCUGGGCCCAGCCCCUGUUGGUUCCCGACAACAGGAAGUUGUUUGAGGCGGAGGAGCAGGACUUGUUCCUGGACAUUCAGUCUCUGCCACGCAACGCCGCUCUGCGCAAACUCAAUGACCUCAUCAAGCGAGCACGCCUCGCCAAGGUGCAGGCCUACAUUAUCAGCUCUCUGAAAAAGGAAAUGCCCGCUGUGUUUGGAAAGGACUCCAAAAAGAAGGAGCUGAUAGCCAGUCUGGGCGAUAUCUACCACAAAAUAGAGAAGGAGCACCAGAUCUCACCUGGAGACUUUCCCAACCUCGCCAAGAUGCAGGAGCUGCUGAACAACCAGGACUUCACCAAAUUUGCGGCGCUGAAACCCAAGCUGCUGGAAGCGGUGGAGGACAUGCUCGCCAACGACAUCGCCCGCCUCAUGGCGAUGGUGCGUCAGGAAGAGGCCGCCAUGCCGAGCCAGACCGUGAAGGGCGGAGCCUUCGAGGGAACCAUGAGCGGCCCCUUCGGCCACGGCUACGGCGAGGGGGCCAGCGAAGGCAUCGACGAGCUAGAGUGGGUGGUGGGCCGCGACAAGCCCACGUACGAUGAGAUCUUUUACACCCUCUCCCCCAUCAACGGCAAGGUGUCCGGAGCGGCGGCCAAGAAGGAGAUGCUGAAGUCCAAACUGCCCAACACAGUCCUGGGCAAAAUCUGGAAGCUGGCAGACGUGGACAAAGACGGCUUCCUCGACGACGACGAGUUCGCCCUGGCCAACCAUUUGAUCAAGGUGAAGCUGGAGGGCCACGAGCUGCCGGCCGCUCUGCCCGAACACCUGGUGCCCCCUUCAAAACGCGGGACAGUUCAGCAAGACUGAAGGUCCCGAGAGGAAGAGGAGGGCCAGCCUGGAGAUCGGUCAGCACUCACGUUAAGGACUCUCAGUGCCAAAAGUUCAAGCAGGAACCGCAUCCGCCUUCAAACUGUGAGUCCCCACAGGCUUCCCCGACACACCAGGACAAAGUGCUGUGAUCUGUUUACCAGAGAGAGACUGGAGGGGUUCUGGGAGGGCAUUCAUUAGGGGGUUCAGGUAUAUAAGAAAACACAGGGCAGGGUGUUAGUUUUAUAAAUGAUAAAAACAAGGGAGAUGGAUUAUAGACUGAUGGAUUAUAGACUGGAUUAUAGACUGAUGGAUUAUAGAGUGAUGGGGCUGAACAUGAAUUUAUGCAUUCUGUAUAAAUGUCUUCUACAGUCCAUAAUAAGUUGAUCCAAAGAUAUAGUUUUGUUUUUUCUUUUGGAGAGAGUGAAAGAGGAAAUAAAAUAAAACAGCUGUUAAAAUUGUUUUAUCUAUAUUUUUGUAUUUCCUGACUGUUAAUUUUCUCUUUCCAAACACCUCCCAUUUUUUUAUUUUGUCAACUUAAAAAAACGGAGUGUGAUUUGUACUUACAUGGACUUGUAAUGAAUCUUCCACUGACGCACAAUGAUUGUUGACGCGUCAUCAGAAAGCCUUGUUGAAAAACUGUCCUCUUUAAAAGCAAGAAAACGUAUAAAAAAAUUUCUAAAAUAAAUAUUUGCUGAAUGAA